AUGCAGGAGUGCAGGAAGUCCUCACUUGCCGGCUGUGCACGGUUCGGUCGGCUGACGUCACCCCCGGGCGCCCCCAGGGCGGCGGCGGCGGCGGCGGCGGCCGCGGCCGUUGCAGGAUGGCCGCCACAGCUGCAGGGGCGCGCGGUCGCGACAAAACCUUUUCUCUCUUCCCCUAGCGACACCGCAGCCCUUCCUCUGCCGAACCUCAUCCCCCGGCACCGGGAGCUCAUCCCCACUCCCUGCGGCCCCAUAAAGCCUUGUUCAGAGCUAUCAUUUCCUGUCAAGAUCUACUUCUGUGUGACUGUUUUGUCUCUGCUGAGUGUAAUAGGGCUCACUGUAGAGACACUCACUCAACAAACUGAAGAAGAUUUCACCAUUUCUUUUAUACAGUUAGUUGGACUUGCGUUCUGUGUAUACUAUGUGACUAGAGGAAUUCUGCAGGAGAAUCGCCAGGAACUCGUUGUCUUUGUUCUUUCUGUCUUGCUAGUGAUGUUUCGAUCCAUUGUCAACUUCACAGUUCUUUCAGCUGAACAGAAGCCGAAACUCCUGGCCCGCUUCAUUCUGAUUCUCCUGGUUGGCUCCUUCGAUGUGAUCUGUGCCAUCAUGCUCAUUCAGAGUGAAAGCAUGAUGGCCUUCCGAGUGGGCGGUGCUCUAGAAAGCCUACAAUCACAAUACUUCAUGCUGAACCUCUGUUUUUCCAUGUUGACCUUUGAUCUUCAGGCACAGCUCUGCUUGUGUAUUCUGCUGACAAGCCUGUGUGAGAUCACCCUUCUACGUAACAUCAUCUCAGCAACAGGAGUCCUUUGGGCAUGCCUGAAAGUGACCAUUAGCAUCAUCGCAAUUCUAAAAGAACUGAAACCUCUGGUGUGGAUUUUUCUAAGCCAGAAUGUACCUGAAGUAGUUUAUCUCAUCUACCUGCUUUACAUGCUGAUAGCAGAGUGGGGCAAAGGGAAUUCUUACACUCUGGAAGCUGCUGUCAUUACUGGCUCCUGCAUUUCUGUUGCAAUAAAAUCUGUUUUGUUUUGGGCGCUGAUUCACGUCUACCACAGCUUUGGGCAGGGGCUGAGAGAAAGAAUGUUUUCUUCCUAUGGAAGGAUUGACUCCUGAGCAUCCCCCUUGUGUUUAGUCUGCAGCUCUCACAGAGUGAAGUCAUAGCUGGGAAAGUUCUGAUCAUACAUUUGCAUUCAGAAUAUAAAAUAAUGGGUCAGUUUUGCUGAGACGGGGGAAGUUGCUCAGAAAAGCUAACCCAAAGGGGAGCAUCAAAGCUACUCACCUUUUUGGUCCUUCAAUUUCACGGUUCAGCAUCUAUACAUUUCUUGGUUUGUUUUGUGCUUGGGAACUAUAGCAGUGCAGCUGGUAAGCUAGCAUAAAAAGCAAAGUACACUCUGGAAAUUAACAAUAAUCGUCUCAUUCAAUGGUUUUUGCUGACAGGACAACACAUCUUUCCCUCUUUAUUUUCCUGAUACUGUUUUGCAACUGCAGGAGAUUCACAACCUACAUGUGAGUGAAGAAUAAUAUAAAUGCUGGUUUAAUUGAUAUACCAGCACAAUGAAGACAAUUUGCACAGCAGUCUGUUUUUUUCACUGAGCAUAGAAGUAGAUUGUCCUACCUUCAUUUCUCAAUAGAUGUGCUGCUGAACAGAGGUUCCAAGAGCGCAGCACAAGCUUUCUCUUGCUACACUGCAGUUAAAUGAUUUUCACAAACCCGUAAGUUGUUUUGAAGCUACAUUCCCCAAUCUCCACCCUCACAGAAUGCCUAUGGCUUUUGUUCCUCCUCUGACUUCAGAAUAUUUCCAAAUAUUUAUUUUUUUAAUCCCAACUAUAUAUUAAAUCUACACAAUUUAAUCUCGUGUCCUGACUCUGAUAAUGAAUCUAACCAAUGUGCCAUUUCAUGCCCAAUGGUGAUUGUUAAAAUAAACCUUUAAAUUAAAAGUUUGAUACUUUACUAAUUGGAAGCUUUUGUUACUGGCUGUAUAUUUUUUAAUAAAGUAUGAACAGUU
This is a messenger RNA of Dromaius novaehollandiae (emu), 1999 nucleotides long. RefSeq lists its product as uncharacterized. The record is from RefSeq and is a predicted model, not a curated record. The coding region runs from base 1 to 1107 and encodes 368 amino acids. NCBI's taxonomy places the organism in Eukaryota, Metazoa, Chordata, Aves, Casuariiformes, Dromaiidae. The transcript has 8 exons.